Messenger RNA from Periconia digitata, 2516 nucleotides. The record is from the annotation of a GenBank genome assembly. Lineage: Eukaryota; Fungi; Ascomycota; Dothideomycetes; Pleosporales; Periconiaceae.
UUUGAAAAGAUUCGCACCACACGAUUUCACCUUGACACUUUAUAAAAGUACGUACAACGGUUUCUCAUCCUGUUUGGCUUACGAAUAUAUGGCUUUACGCGACAAGUUGCACGCUAUACUAUGUAUAUUGGGCCUUGUUGGCGUCACCGAGUCCAUCAUGUGUCAGAUGCACGGCAGCGUCUUCUAUUAUCAACCAACGAUGAGCGAUCUCCUAUUCUCGCUUCCUGCUGCAUGAUUGAUAAGGCGGAUACAUAGCAAUCUUACCCUGCCUUGUACACGUGCGCGACCGCAAGCUACCGGCGUUCAAUGGCAUGUUUAUUCUCGUAAAAGAGAGCAUACACGCGAGCCAGGCGCAAUCAUUAACUUCCAUGCAUGGGCAGACAGCUCAUACUGGCCUCACGUAUCCAACUAACAUGACAGGACCUGCUCACAAUACCACCACUGCCAUCGCCCCUGGCUGCCUUGUUGAAUCCGCAGCCCAAUACCUUUUCCUCAUUUGCUACUUAGUCAUUGCUGUUUAUCGUACGGGUGUGUCAGAUCAAUAAACCUGCAGAUGUGUAUGCAACCGUGCUGCGUACUAAAUGGUUGGCGUGGGGAAGCAGAAACAUGGGCUCUUGCUGCAGUGUCGCGUCGCAGUCGGAUUGAUCAAUGACAUUUCAAGAAAGCCAAGUAUUGCUUAGCUGUUCCGUCUCAUGUUCUUGAUUGGGGUUACCUUGAUCCACAAUUUCUUCCUUCGAGUGGCGAUCACGGCUCAGCUCACAUAUAACAAGCACCCCUACUUAGAUGUUAACUGAUUUUGGCACGAAGGAUUCCAACCCUGACCUGACUUUGCCAUCUGGAAUUAACAUACCACAUAACACAAGAUGGAGUUGAAAACAAACCCGCUUUAUUUCGCGCUGCACCUUCACGCAAGGCAGCGGCUUCGCACGAUGACUUCUGUAUCUUCUCUGAGUUUGGUUGUCCUCGCUAUCACUGCAGUCUUUUAUGUACUGCGCCGCCUCUUGACUUCAAAAGGAAAUGGCCGACCAUUGCCCCCAGGUCCAAAGGGCGUCCCGAUACUGGGCAACAUCAAUGAUUUACCAAAACCUGGCGAGUUGGAGUAUCAGCAUUGGCUGAAGUUCAAGGACCAAUAUGGACCCAUCAGCUCCAUCACGGUGAUGGGGAACACCUUCGUUAUCAUCUCCGACCCUCAAGUUGCACAAGAACUCAUGCGAGACCGCUCCAACAUUCACUCCUCCCGCCCGGGCAUGACCUUCAGCAACAUGGUCGGUUGGAACAAUGCCACUGCAUUGGUGCCCUACAGCAACACAUGGAAACUGCACCGCACGAAUGUUACUAAAGUCGCAAGCGCCAAUACUUCCAUUUCCAUGUUCAACAAGGUGCAGGAAACUGAGGCGGCACACUUCCUACUCAAUCUUCUUGACAGACCCAGCGAUGUGCUGGAGCAUGUGAGAACAGAAGCCGGCAGCGUCAUACUGAAGAUAACAUAUGGAUAUACUACAAAACGAGAAAAGGACCCCUUGGUUUCACUGGCAAAUUCGACAAUGAUGGAGUUUAAGGAAGCUACUGUUCCUGGAAAAUGGAUUGUUGAUGUCAUGCCAUUCUUGAGGCACUUGCCUGACUGGUUCCCUGCGACAGGAUUCAAGAAGAUUGCCCGUUCUAUGACGGAACAUCUGCGUGAGACGACAGACAAGCCAUAUCACUUCGUAAAACAACAGAUGCAGGCCAAGAAAGCUAGGACAUCCUUCAUGUCACAGUCCAUUGAGCAAUUUGGCACAGAUCCGGAGAUGGAGUUUGUCCACAAAUGGAGUGCUUUGGCUUUGUAUUUGGGCGGGUCUGAUACAUCUGUUUCGGCGAUCAUCACCUUCUUUCUAGCCAUGUUGGUGUUCCCAGAUGUGCAAAAGAAGGCACAAGAGGAGUUGGAUCGUGUAAUCGGCAGCGAGAGGCUUCCUAUUAGCGCUGAUUUGCCACGUCUACCCUAUAUCGAAGCAAUCAUGAAAGAAACCCAUCGAUGGCAUCCGAUUAUCCCCAUGGGCAUUCCCCAUUCUAGCACAGAAGAAGACAUCUACCGUGGAUACAGAAUUCCAAAGGGUGCCAUGCUACUGCCAAAUAUUUGGUGGUUCACACACGACCCUGCCGUCUAUCAAGACCCCAUGGCCUUCAAUCCAGACCGACACAUCACCACCGCGACCCACAAAGCCGAGCCCGAUCCGCGAAAUUUUAGUUUUGGGUUCGGACGACGAAUCUGUCCCGGCCGCUAUGUCGCAGAUAACGCAAUCUUCAUGACUAUUGCUCAAACAUUAUCCUGCUUCGAUGUAAAGAAACCGGUUGUUGAUGGCAAAGUGGUGGAACCAGACGUAAACUUUAGGCCUGGAGCUAUCACCGAACCUAUGCCAUUCAAAGUCGAGGUGAGGCCAAGAAGCAAGAAGCACGAAGACUUGGUAAGAAAGAGUGAAGAGAAGUACCCGUGGGAGGAGUCUGACGCCGACGACUUGGAGUCGGUGAGGUGGAAGUGA